GCAUUCAGACCAGGAUAAAGGAGAUGGAUCACUUAAAUACAUCCUUUCUGGAGAUGGAGCAGGAGACCUCUUCAUUAUCAAUGAAAACACUGGUGACAUCCAGGCCACAAAGAGACUAGACAGGGAAGAAAAGCCUGUAUACAUACUCCGUGCCCAGGCUAUAAACAGAAGGACUGGAAGACCAGUGGAACCAGAAUCUGAGUUCAUCAUUAAGAUCCAUGACAUCAAUGACAAUGAGCCAAUGUUUACAAAGGACGUUUACAAUGCCAGCAUUCCCGAAAUGUCAGAUGUUGGUACCUUUGUUGUGCAAGUCACUGCAACUGAUGCCGAUGAUCCUACAUAUGGGAACAGUGCUAAAGUUGUCUACAGCAUUCUCCAGGGACAACCAUAUUUCUCCGUCGAAUCUGAGACAGGCAUUAUUAAAACUGCUUUACUGAACAUGGAUCGUGAAAACAGGGAGCAAUACCAAGUGGUCAUCCAGGCUAAAGACAUGGGAGGCCAGAUGGGAGGACUAUCAGGGACCACCACCGUGAACAUCACACUGACUGAUGUCAACGACAAUCCACCUCGCUUCCCCCAGAGCACAUACCAGUUCAGAGCUCCUGAGUCAACACCGCUCGACUCCCCGGUCGGCAGGAUAAAAGCUAAUGAUGCUGAUGUGGAUGAAAAUGCAGAGAUUGAAUACAGCAUCACUGAGGGGGAUGGAUAUGACAUGUUUGGAAUUACCACGGACAAGGACACGCAGGAAGGAAUUAUAACUGUGAAAAAGGCACUGGAUUUUGAAAGCAAAAACUUGUAUAUUCUCAAAGUGGAAGCUACCAACACUCAUGUGGACCCUCGUUUCCUGUACUUGGGGCCGUUCAAGGACUCAGCUACAGUCAGAAUUCAGGUGGAGGAUGUAGAUGAGCCCCCCAUGUUCAGCAGACCAGCAUACAUAAUGGAAGUCAAAGAAGAUGUUCCAUUAAACAGUGUAAUAGGAACAGUAACUGCUCAGGAUCCAGAUGCUGCCAAGAAUCCUGUCAAGUACUCUGUAGAUCGCCACACUGAUAUGGACAGAGUAUUCAACAUCAAUUCAGGAAAUGGUUCGAUAUUCACUUCAAAACCCCUUGACCGGGAAACACUGCUGUGGCACAACAUUACAGUAAUAGCAGCAGAGAUCAACAACCCAAAACAAAGCAGCCGUGUCCCCGUGUUCAUUAAGGUCUUGGAUGUAAAUGACAACGCUCCAGAGUUUGCCAUGUUUUACGAGACCUUCGUCUGUGAAAACGCAAAGGCAGAACAGCUGAUACAAACAUUAAGUGCUGUUGAUAAAGAUGACUCUUACAAUGGACAUCAGUUUUCAUUCUCCUUAGCUCCUGAGGCAGCCAGCAGCUCAAACUUUACACUACAGGACAACAGAGACAACACAGCAGGGAUUUUCACACGAAAAACCAGAUAUAACCGGCACGAAACAAGUACCUACUUCUUGCCAGUGGUAAUAUCAGACAAUGAUUACCCCAUCCAGAGCAGCACUGAAACGGUGACUAUCCGAGUGUGUGCUUGUGACCAUCGAGGAAAGAUGCUGUCCUGUAAUGCAGAAGCCUUGAUUCAUCCUACUGGUCUUAGCACCGGGGCUCUUAUUGCCAUUCUUCUCUGCAUCAUUAUAUUACUCGUUACUGUGGUGCUGUUUGCAGCACUGAGACGGCAGCGGAAAAAAGAGCCUUUGAUAAUUUCCAAAGAAGACAUCAGAGACAACAUUGUCAGUUAUAAUGAUGAAGGUGGUGGAGAGGAAGACACCCAGGCGUUUGAUAUUGGCACGCUGAGGAAUCCCGAAGCCAUAGAUGAUAAUAAAUUACGCAGAGACAUUGUGCCAGAAACGCUUUUUCUGCCGCGGCGGACUGCAACAGCGCGAGAUAACACGGAUGUCAGAGAUUUCAUUAACCAAAGGUUAAAGGAAAAUGAUACAGAUCCAACAGCACCCCCGUAUGACUCAUUAGCAACCUACGCGUACGAAGGUAAUGGUUCUGUGGCCGAGUCCCUCAGCUCCUUGGAGUCGGUGACUACGGACGGAGAUCAGGACUACGAUUACCUCAGUGACUGGGGACCUCGGUUUAAAAAGCUGGCAGAUAUGUAUGGCUCAAUGGACAGUGACAAAGACUCUUAAUAUGUAGUCU
Onychostruthus taczanowskii (white-rumped snowfinch) is the source of this 2153-nucleotide messenger RNA. RefSeq names its product cadherin-6. Gene Ontology annotation, cellular component: plasma membrane; catenin complex; adherens junction. Lineage: Eukaryota; Metazoa; Chordata; Aves; Passeriformes; Passeridae. Gene Ontology annotation, molecular function: cadherin binding; calcium ion binding. The record is from RefSeq and is a predicted model, not a curated record. The coding region runs from base 242 to 2143 and encodes 633 amino acids. Gene Ontology annotation, biological process: homophilic cell-cell adhesion; cell morphogenesis; adherens junction organization. The transcript is spliced from 10 exons.